Sinocyclocheilus anshuiensis is the source of this 1995-nucleotide messenger RNA. Its product is annotated as ankyrin repeat and SOCS box protein 10-like. The record is from RefSeq and is a predicted model, not a curated record. Lineage: Eukaryota; Metazoa; Chordata; Actinopteri; Cypriniformes; Cyprinidae. Gene Ontology annotation, cellular component: cytoplasm. The coding region runs from base 84 to 1529 and encodes 481 amino acids. The transcript is spliced from 6 exons. Gene Ontology annotation, biological process: intracellular signal transduction. Gene Ontology annotation, molecular function: protein binding.
GCCAUUUAAAAGAUCCCAGGCCUUUUAGUGACUAGACCAAAAGACUUCUAAGAAACUAGUAGUGUGAAGGCAUAAUCAGAUUCAUGUCUAGAAGGAGUCUCAUGUAUAAACCAACUUCUCUGCGCUCUUUAGAGCAGGAAAGGCACCAGAUGAGACUGGCUGCCCCAGUUCUCAGUGGUUACCUGCUGAGGAAAGAAGCCUGGGACAGGAGGACGUCUUCGAGGCAGACCGUAGGAAACCCUCCGAUGGUGUGCCAGGACCCUAUUGUCCAAAAUGCCCUGUACACUGGAAAUGUAAAAGCCGUGAAAGAGAUCUUCUCCAAAGGCUUUCCUUCAGACCUGUUCAUCCAGCCUCAGGGAGGAGCCAUGCGCUGGAGUGCAAAUGGAAAAGAUGCCAUAUAUGACACCAGCAACAUAGAGGAGUGGAAGAACUACAGGUUCAACUACAGAGGGCUAAGACUGUGGUCAUUGACAUAUGAACAAGAGCUGACCACACCACUGCACAUCACCGCUGGUCGGGGUUUCACCGAAUGUCUGCGGCAUCUCCUCCUGAGGGGCGCUCGAGUGGACCUGGCACCUGGGGGCACCACUGCCCUGCAUGAGGCCUGUGAAGAGUGCCAGCCCGACUGCGUCAAGCUGCUGCUGCAGUACGGAGCCAAUCCCAACGCAACCAACGAAGACGGGCAAAUGCCCCUGCACGUGUGCACUGAACUCGAUUCACUUGAGUGUGCCAAACAUCUACUCGCAUUCGAUGCUUUGAUCAACGGUCAAAGCUUGGAUGAUAACGACACACCCCUUCAUGUGGUGGCCCGCCAUGGCCUUCCUGAUCACGUGGAGCUCUACUUACGACACGGAGCUGUGCUUAACCUACAAAAUGACGAUGGAAACACACCGCUGAACGCCGCGUGCUCCCAGCCGCAGGACUGCACGUCUCUGGAGCGCUACAGUCGUGUUUGUCACAUGCUGGUGGAUGCAGGGGCAGACAUUCAUAUCAGUGACGCGGACAAGCAGACUCCACUGCACAUGGCAUGUAAGAACACCAACCCUGACGUGGUGGAUCUACUGCUUCAGUAUAAAGCCUUGGUCAACGAAAUGGAUUAUGGCGGUGAUGCACCGAUGCAUAACAUCCUGAAGGUGGUGGCCUACAAGACGGACCAUGAGCCCGAGAGGAUCGUACAGGCACUUCUCAAUUACGGAUCCAUCAGGGUGUGGCCUGGAGCUCUGCCCAAGGUGUUGAAAUAUUGCUGCACAUCUCCAAGAACAAUAGAAGUGCUCUUCAACGCAUAUGACCGUCUCAAAAUCACUGAAGCCUGGGUAGAAGCUGUACCUCCUGAGGUGUUUCAGAAACACCGGGAAUUCUACGAAUCCCUGUUUGCACUGAUGCAAACUCCUCGAUCUCUACAGCAUUUGGCCCGUCACAGACUCCGAGCGUUCCUGGAAGGUCGCUUGCAUAAGGUGGUCCCUAAACUGGGUCUACCAACCUUUCUUAAAAAUUACCUAAUGCUGGCAUUCAGAGACUAUAUUCACUGAGAGAGACCACAAACCUGACAAUGUACAACAUAUAGUAUAAGCAUGCAGUGAUUGGGUUUUGUACCAUGAUGUACCAUUGAGGUUUGUUUUAUUCUGUGUGAUUCUGAAUGAUUUGUGUUGGAAAACUGUCCUGUCUUUACCGAAGAUGAUACAAUCAGGUAGCAAUUUUAUAGGGAAUCAUUAAAUUGAGGUACUGUUUAAUGCCAAUCUGUGAUAGAUAUUUUUUAAUGUAAAAUGUGUUUUAUUAUUACUGAUAUCUAUUUUAACGCAUUGGGAAAGAAGAUAGAAGGUUGUUUAUGAAGAAUAAAACAGGAGGAGGAUGCAGAAGGUCUGUAUAUAUAUAAUAUCCAGUGCAACACACAUUCAUUAUUACAUUAACUACCACAGUGGGGCGCCAUGGAGCUCAAGUGGAAUCUGAAUUCCUAUUGAAAGUUUUCAAAUCACUGAUAGGAGUCCAUGCAUAAGU